AUGUUUCGUUUCAUUGCAAGUUUUAUCCUUGUUCGACUUGCAAUCAUUGUUUAUAUGAAUGCGUCUUUGUUUGCAUCGGCGGAACGAAUCGAUUGUUUUCCAGAACGUGAGUCCACAUAUUCAAGUUAUUCAAAAGAAGCUUGUCUAGCACGUAACUGUCUAUUUGAUGAUAAUGCAUCUACCGAUGUUAUUCAAUGUUUUUUACAUCCCAAUUAUGGAUACAUUCUACAACCAGAUAUUCAACAAACAGAGAAGGGCAUGCGUCUACGAUUACGACGAAACCAAGCUAUUGUCAGUAUGUUUCCUGAGCCUAUAAAUAAUGCUCUUCUUGAAAUACAAUAUUAUACGAAUGACAUAAUCAGAUUCAAAUUGUACGAUGAAGAUAAUCAACGCUAUGAAGUACCAAUUCCAUUGGCUUCUCGAUUUGAUCAAGUAUCAUCACCUCAAUACGAAUUUAUUUAUUCGUCGAAUUCUUCACGUGAUAAUAUUUCAUCAUUUGCAGUGCAACGUCGAGCUGAUCGAGCAAUAUUAUUCGAUACAUCUCCUGGUGGUCUUGUAUUGAAUAAUCAAUUUCUUCAAAUAGUCACACGACUUCAAUCGUCUCAUGUUUAUGGAUUUGGUGAGAAUAAUCAUGAUACUUUGAAACACAAUGUCAGCGAACACAAAACAUGGGGUAUCUUUGCUCGUGAUCAAGGUACCAAUUGGAAUACAAAUGCAAACAAUUAUGGUUCACAUCCAUUCUAUAUUGUUAUGGAACAGUUGCCAAAUUCUGAUUCACUACCAUCAGGUAACAUGCAUGGCGUCUUGUUGCUCAAUUCAAAUGCCAUGGAUUAUUCGUUUUCAUCAUUACCAUCGUUAACCAUGCGUACUAUCGGUGGUAUUCUCGAUUUUUUUGUAUUCCUUGGUCCCAAACCAGAACAAGUCAUUCAACAAUAUACGUGGUUGGUUGGCCGAUCAAUUCUGCCACCUUAUUGGUCACUGGGUUUUCAGCUUGCUCGUUGGGACUAUUCAAAUCUAACACACAUGCAGAUGGUUGUUAAACGAAAUCGUGAUGCUGGAAUACCACUCGAUAUUCAAUAUGCUGAUAUUGAUUAUAUGGAUGCAAGAAAGAUUUUUACGGUCGAUCCGAAUCAUUAUAAUGGACUGAAAGAAUAUUUUGCUCAAUUGAAUGCUGACGGUGUUCGAACAAUUGUUAUACUUGAUCCCGGUAUGAUUGAUGAUAAACUAUAUUAUCAACCAACAAUACAAGGCAUUGAAGAACAUGUUUUCAUAAAAUGGGAUGAUAAAAGUACAUUGGUAAAAGGAUCUUGUUGGCCAGGUGAUGUGUUCUUUCCAGAUUUUUUUCUCAGUCAAACUUAUGAUUGGUGGUCACGUUGGAUCAAUGAUUUUCGUCGAGUUAAUGUUUCGUUUGAUGGACUUUGGAUCGAUAUGAAUGAACCCGCUCUCUUUGAUACUAACAAUGACGCACCUUGGAAUUGGUGGUUAACUGGUAGUAAUCAUACAUUGAAAUGUCCGCCAAAUCAAUGGGAAGAUCCACCUUAUCGAACUAAAGCUGUAUUUCGCUAUGAUGGCAAUGACAACCGAGCUGCUCGUAUUUCCGAUCGAACAAUGUGUAUGUCAGUUCGACAAGGUGAGAUUGAUCUAGAAACGGGUCAACCUAAGUAUCGUCAUUAUGAUGUACACAGUUUGUACGGUUGGAGUCAAACAAAACCAACGCUAGAUAUUAUGCGAUCGAUCACGGGUAAACGAAGUUUAGUUUUGCCUCGUUCGACUUUCGUUGGUUCGGGUCAAUGGAGUGGCCAUUGGCUAGGAGAUAAUGAUGCAGAAUGGCAUGAAAUGAAACGAUCAUUAGUUGGUAUGGUUGAAUUUAAUUGGUUUGGUAUUCCUUUCAAUGGUGCUGACAUAUGCGGAUUUGGGGGAACACCAACUGAAGAAAUGUGUAUUCGUUGGAUGCAAGUUGGUGCUUUCUAUCCAUUUUCUCGAAAUCAUAAUGUUCAAGGUACACCAGAUCAAGAUCCAGCAUCGUGGUCUACAUCAGCCGUAGCAAUCAUGGCUUCUGCACUUCGUAUUCGUUACACGCUACUUCCGUAUUAUUAUACACUUUUCUAUAGAGCACAUACGCAAGGUUCAACAGUCAUUCGACCGUUAUUUCAUGAAUUUCCAACAGAUAAAGUCACCUUAGAUAUUUUUCUUCAAUUUCUUAUCGGAUCACAUCUUAUGAUAGCACCUGUCACUGAUAAUGGUAUCCGGCAAGUUCAAGUUUAUAUUCCAUCGUCACCAUGGUACAAUUAUUAUACGGGCUCUAAAAUUCUUUCUCCAAAACAAUGGAUAACCAUGGCGGCACCUUUAGAUACAAUCCCUAUUCUAUUGAGAGGUGGAACUAUUUUACCAAUACAAGGUUAUGCCAACAAUACAAAAUUCUCAAGAGAACAACCUUUUGGUCUAAUGAUUAUCAUGGAUUCAGAUGGAAAUGCUGACGGUGAGCUAUUUUACGACGAUGGUGAAUCAAUCGAUACAAUCUCCUCGAAAAAUUAUUUUCAUGCGACAUUCCAAUGGUCAUCAAAAAAUGGUCAAUUGACAAUGAAUAUUGUUCAAAACAGUUAUGCACACAUGUCAAAUUUAAUUCUGCAUUCGUUAGCUUUCUAUGGACUCGAUUCAGUACCAGCUAUACUUCACGUGAACGGAAAACAAUUCCACCCAACUCGACGGCCAAAUACAAAUAUAGCCGAAGUUACUGGUUUACAAUUGUCAAUGAGUGAAAAUCAUAUUUUUACUAGCAAAAGUAUAACUUUUGCUAUCCAUUAUUAUUUACUUCUCGGAUGUUUUAUUAUUUGGGUUCUACAAGGUCACCUGUUUAUCCAUUAA
Molecule: messenger RNA, 2865 nt
Organism: Rotaria socialis
Lineage: Eukaryota; Metazoa; Rotifera; Eurotatoria; Philodinida; Philodinidae
Source: the annotation of a GenBank genome assembly